UUAAAUGUAGAAUUUAAGAAGACACAUCUACUUUCAAAUGGCGAUUUCUUUACUAUAGGCAUCCUACAUGUCAGAAAUAUCUCAAGAAAUACAUGUGACCUAAACACUUACUUUGUGAGGUGUUCAUCCCGACAAUAUAAUUGUGACUCAUUACUUGCAUAAAUAUUUUCCCAAUAGUUCGGUAUGGAAAUGUUACCAGAUAUUUGGAUCAGUCAAACAGGUCUGCAACUGCAUUCGUUAACAACGUUCAUAUCUCAAGACUCGGAAUUUGUUGAUUGGAAAAGAUUUCUAGUACUGGCGUCCAGUCCCCUGCCAAUGCCAUCUCGGGAUGAACUAUUUGGUACGUUAUCGAGAUUUAUGGACAUUGAUCUUGAGAAGACAGGAUCUGUGUCCGAGCAGCAGUUUUUACAGGUAUAGUAUGUUAGCCUUUCUUCUAUAUGUCGUGAUCUUUCUAGUCAUAAUUCUUAUCGAUCCUCGUUUCACCGAGGCGUCAUUAUUUUUCAUAUACUGGAUGGUUUUUACAUGCACCUCACCUGUACGAUAGAUUCAAAUUUUCAUUUUAGCAUGAGAGUUAGUGAUGUUUGCAUGAGAAUUUUCUCAACUAUCAUGUUCCGGGUCAAACGAGAACAAAAGUUGCCUGAGGGUUGUUCACUUGAUAUAACCACGCCGAGCAAAAGCUCUCAUCAAGUCGCAUCAAAAUUUAAACCAACUGAAAGUUGAUUGUUGUUCAUUGAAUUAUUUAAGUGCAUUCGAGUCGUUGUUGGCAGUUUCAACUCUCGUCAGCUUUCUUCCUCGUACCACCAGGACUUUCUCUUCAACCUGAACGUAAUAAUUAUGAUUUAUUUCCUUAGCUUCACUUGUGGUUUUCUGAAGAUUCUGAACAUGAAGAUGGUCUGGCAUAUCCUCGAUUUAAACACCUCAAACAGGUAAUUUAUACUAUUUAUUCUUGAAAUGUUGCAUAUUCCUUCAUGAUUAUCCAGCCUCACUGCUUACACUUACAUUUUAGCGCUGAUUCUUUAAAGUCAGCUUCCACACACUACCCUACAAAACUAUAUUUAUCUAUAAUAAUAGAAGACUACUUAUCCUGUUGUAUAUUUGACUAAAACUAAUGCUGCUUGUUUUAUGCUUGCAUGCAGCGUAUACAUGACGUAGUCUCAAGGUUUUCACAAGCUAGGGUUUCACCCAAGAAUGUUGUCAGGUUACUUUACAUUGCUUUCUUUGGUGAACUAUUUCCUCUUUCUUUGAGAUGUGCAUGAAGUGAAUAUGAGGAAAAACUAUCAUAGAUCUUGAACAGUCUGUGCCAGUGUGCACCAAUAAUAAGAAAGUUUCGGAUUGAUAGGAAUGCAACCACCUCAAAAAUACAAGGAGAACUUCGACGUUUCGAGCGAUGGUCCUUUGUCGGGAUUUUAUAGAACCUAAGAAUACUUACAAGACUGACAUAGUCCAGAAUGCAAGUUCAUGUCUCGUUGACAUUCCUGUAUUUAUAUGAAGUAUUUUUUUCUUCAGCUUCUGUUUAAGAUAUUUUGCAACUCAAAGAAAACAGCGCCUAUGUUGAAUUAUGAAGACUUUGUAAGUACAAAAUUGAUCAAUAAAAUCGAGAUCAUGUUUACGUAACUUUAUACAGAAACCAACAUCAUGCACAAAGUGAAAUCUGAUCCAACAUCUUUCCAACGUGACUUUCAAACAGAUACAUGAAUGUGUUAACCAAUAGUGUUCGACCUGGCCUGUGAACAGUCUAUAUAGAAAUUCAUUUUGCAACCAGGGCCGGUUGGAUUUAACCACUAUUUUCAAUCUAUGUCUGUUUUAGUUGUUAUAUUUUGCCAUGGAUGAGAAUCCGAUAGAAGGAAUGUUACGAGCAUUGAGCAUAGUUUGUUGUCAACACAUGCCAUCUUCAUCUUUAUUUCAACCUGAAGCGCCUGCGCUACAGAAAGAAACAGACACAUCAACAUCUUUUCCUGUCGGAAAGGUACGUUUAAAACCUCGUCCUUCCUAAUUAGUAUAUGCUCAUUGUUGAUAUGUAAUACCUUCAUCGGGCUAUUGUCCGAUUCCUGCAAUAUACAGAUUAUUUGCUCAGUCAAACGUGAGAAGAUUUCUUCCAAAUUCACUCUACCGAACCUGGCCGUAGAUAUCCUCCUCAUACUCCUCUUGUUGUAACCCUGCAUGACCACUAAGAAAUAAAUUGCCUGCUUACUGUUUGAACAUAGACAUAAUUGGUAUUUGUACUUCAAAUGAUAUCUUUACCAUUGUUUUAUUUUAGAAUAUAUCUGACGAACCUGGUGGUAAUGCACUUAUAACGUUACAAGACUUUGUCAAGGUAGUAUGCCUCAUAAUCAAAGACAGACAAAGUAGAAUAGGUGGCUUUUAUCAUGCUCCAGUUCAAUGCACACGGAGACCAUUUAAACAAAAGAAUCUCAUUAUUUGACCUUCAUUUUCCUUUGUGUUAAAGUCUCGUGAGAUUGCUUGAAAUCCACCUGUUCAUUGUUUUGUUUGCAUAUAUGUCUGUUUAUUUCAAAACUGUAGAAAAUAAAAACUGCUAUUGAUCCAGAAAAUUUUAUACAACCGUUGUUGGAAUGUUUAUACAACCGUUGUUGGAAAGUUUGCUGUGACGUUUUAUGUUAACCCAGGAUUCUAACCCGUUUUCGAACAACCGGCUACAAACGUUCAAUUAAGAUAAAAUUUAAAAUUCUACAAACAUUUGCUUCUCUCCAGGUGUUUCAUCAUGGUGGAAAUGAGUUUAGUGACAAACAACGAUUUCAAGGAGCAGAACAUACGCCAUUUUCCCAGGUACGAGAUUAAUCUUUAUUUAAAAUAUUCUUGAUCUCAACAUUGAGGUAUUGUUUUCAAAACUGGCUAUUCAAGAAAUAUGGAAGCAAUUUAUUAUUACGAGUUCUGUAAAAGGUUUAAUUUGAAAAGAUGACUUAUCCAUGAGUGCUAACUAUUGCACUUCAAGUCUGAUAAAUAUUAGAAAACAGUGUAUGUGUUCAUGGGCUCAACAAAAGGCUGCAGUUUUCACAGAGUGGAACUAGUUACUUCGACACAAAAGAAAAUGCUACGAUGCGGUUGAAGUGAGAAACGAUAAUGGUGACCUACAUUCAUUAAACUGCAUUUCUCUAUAUUUUUCCACGAAAUACAAGACAUAUGAUGAAAGAAUGAAAGAAUGUUGGAAAAACCAAGAUGGCGGACGGUCGCGUUCUGACUAGCUCUGUCAGUUGCCUUCAAAACAAUCUUUAUAACUGGGACUUGACCGAAAUACUUCGCUACAAAGAAGCGAAUAGCUUUACUUAUGUUGGCAAUCGAAUUAAAUGGAUAGAUACUUUUGACAUGUUGAAAAUAUUUACGAAAAAUGCCAUUGGUCAGGCUGGCAAAUGGCUAUCACCCGGUGGCAAAUAUAAGAAAUUUGUGAGCUCCAAUUCUGACCUAACUAUCACAUGGAACUAUGAACUGGGCAUGCUGACUUUCAAAGGCAGUGUAGGAGACAAUUUAAAAGAACUAUUUGCUAAUAUUAUGAAUGAAGACAUGCCGACGAAUAGUAUAAGUUUUAAACUUGGCUCUUCGAAUAAAGACAAAUUGUUGGAUAAUGGCGAAAUCGUGUCCGAAGCUGGUAGAAAAAUCAUAGACCGUGAUAGUGCUGAAUCCGAAUGCGGGGCGGUAACACAUACUACGGACAUUUCAACUCUUGAAGAGCUACAGGAAAUUGUUGAUCGAUCUUAUCAAGGUAUGUUGCCCCGAAAUGGCAACGUCAAUGUGUCCUUUGCCCAAACAAUCGACAGUUCUACCCCUUUCAGGUCGCGUGCAGCAGAAUGCUUAUCUAUGGAGGAACGAUUCUGUACGUUUAAGGUAAAUAUAGAGUCCACAGUGACAGCCUUAAAGGCUAAACUUUCGGAACAGACCCAAAUCAUUGCAGACAGUAAACAAGAGCUAUGUAAAUUGGCCAGUGACAAUUUGCAUUUAAGAACACGCCUGGCUGAACUUGAAGAGAAAGUGUUCCCUAAGGACAAAUCUACUAUUUUAAAUACCCCCAGUAGUAACGGUGAUAUCCCUAACAAUACCUCAGUAAAUAAAUCCCAACCCAUCGUCCCGUGUGUAACGACACCCACAAACAAUGCACAAUUGAAUACGUUAAACACAAGCAUUUCAAGCUCAAUUAACAUUGAUAUUCCAUAUGCAGUUAAAGCCUCAGCUAAUCCGAAUAGAAAUAAUGUAAGAUCAUUAGAGAACAAUGAUAGUAACCUGCGACGAAUACAAUUAAAAUCUCAAAUGCUGAAAUUACAUCAACAGGCAAAAAGGAAAAAGCGUUAGUGCCUUGCCCGUUCCUGAAAAGGAGAGGUCACUGCUUAAAGGGAGACAGAUGCGACUUUCUGCAUAAGAAAGUCCUACCUGUAACAAGUGGAUCGAAGUUUCAACAAAAGCGUGAUAAUAUACCACAAUCAGGCAGUAACCAAUUCCCUUUUCCCUUCGACCUAAGUUAUUUUUUCCCAUUUCGACUCCCAAUGUUUUAUCCCCCCCUACAUCCGUUUCCGUAUCAGCAUACACCCCACCUCCGACCCUACCAAGCCCCCCACCUCUUAUGUCAUUAUGGACAAGACCCCCCGUUUACUAAAUGAAGAGACAUCCUACAAUCCUAAUUUGAAGAUACCGGUUAGAAUAACAUCACGCUUUAGUAAAACAAACUAUGAUCAAAAUACCCCCACGCGAAUUUAUAAUCCCAACAAGAUUAGGAAUACACAUGCAAAUUUAAUUGCUAUCAAGCCCACCAGAAAUGGUCCUCCUACGCAAAAGAUCAUACCCAAAUGCAUGGUUAUAAAUGCACGUUCUCUUGCCAAACCUCAGGCAGUUUCUGCGUUGGAUGUUGAGCUCUCUACAUGGGAAAUUGACAUCUGCUUCGUGUGCGAAACAUGGUUGAACAGUAAGAUAUUAUCAAAUUUAGUAUGUCCCAAUAACUAUCUUAUUGUAAGAAAAGAUCGCGGCGAUGGUCGAAAUGGAGGAGGUGUUGCUAUAAUUUGUCGGGAAGAUUGGAAAUGUAAAUCUCUAAACUUUCAAAAUAAUUUGGAAUGCAUCUGGUGUGGAAUUGAGACAGCAAAUAGCAAAUACUAUGUCGCCUCUGUGUAUCACCCUCCGGACCCCACAUAUCAGGAAAGCGAAUUACUAAAUCAUUUAUCAGAGAGUAUAGAGCAAAUUCUUCAGUGGGAAUCAAAUGCCAGAAUUAUAAUUGGAGGAGAUGUUAAUCAACUGAAGGUUAAGGAUAUUAUAAGUCAACAUAAUAUGGAACAAAUGGUGAGAAAACCUACAAGAGGUCAGAAAAUACUUGACAUUUUCCUAACUAAUUGUCCACACUUAUGGAAUCACCCUAGAGUCUUUGAUGGCUUAGUAAAAUCUGACCAUUUGGCUGUCGUGAUAACUCCACGGGUAGCUGUAAAACCGGAAAGAAAAACAGUUUAUUUUAGAGAUGCAAGAGACCAUCGAAAGUUUGCUAUGGUGAGAGAGUUGGAAGCACAAGACUGGAGCUGUAUUGAUGACUGUGAAGACGUGAACGAAUCAGUUAUGUUAUUAAAUCAUAUUAUCACUUCUGCAUUCAACAACAGUUUUCCAUUGAUUAAGAUAAAAUUAUCCACACGGGAUCCCCCAUACAUGUCUCCUCUGGUAAAACAUUUAUGUAAAAUACGCAAUAAAAGUGUGAGGAAAGGAGUUAACGAAGUCUACAAAGAAAGAUAAAUAAGCUUAUCCGAGAAAAUAUGGUUAGUGAAGUUAAGAAGGAGAAUGGGAAAUAUGCAUCUGGAUCGAAGAAAUGGAUAAUAAUUGUUUUGUCACUCAGUUGACGAUCAUCUGCUGCAUGAGAAUGUUACAGUAACGCACGUGUCAGAGUAAAGGAACGAAACACAUAAAUAAAUUGUCAUAUCGUUUAGUGAAUCCAAUCAGCAAACCUGUUCUACAGAGAAGACCUGUUGUCAUGAGACAUUGGUUUUAGACCAGCCGCUAGUUUUUCUGUUUUAAUGUUUUCCUCUAGGAUCGUUUGAGUGGUGUAUUUCUGGAACUGGGUGCAAGUGAGACGGAGUCAUUGCCAUUUUAUAUUCUUUAUCAACAUCCUAUCAUUGAAGAUUGUCUACACAUCUGUCAGAGAUUUAAAUACCAUGUAAGCAUCUUUGUUGAAUUUUUGUUAUUUUGUCCAUUUUAAAAAUCAGGCGUGCUCUCGCCAUACAGUAAAUCGUGGCGAAAUCGUGCCUGUGGUAAAAGCAAUUUACUAUAGCACAACAACUAACACACGGAAGAAACGUAUAAUGCAUGAGGAAAUCCAAAAUUGCAGCUUUAAUUCCCACUCCUUUAAGACAUCAUAUGUCAUGAAAUGAUUAUAAUCUUUAACAAGGUCGUGUAACAGCUAUAGUAACUGUUGGUUGUGAUUAUUCAGCUCUUCGGCCCCAUCUGAACUUUUCAGUGACCGAUUAUACAUCAAGUAUUAUACGCUUACUUAUACUACUUACUCAGCCUAAGCUAUUUAUUAUGAUAUUAGUUUCUUAACUGUGUUUAUCCUAACCCACCCUGCCAACUUUCUCUGUGGAAGGAAACCCGAGCACCCGAAAACCCACGACUUUCGGCAGAGCGUUUCUUUUCACAUGAGUUCGUGGCGAGAAUCGAAGCCUCAGAGAUAAAAGACGCUUGCUCUGACGUCAUAACUCUUCAUUCAGCUCAAUAUAUGACAUCGUCUCAGUUAUGCCCGCGGUAUUUGAGUCUGUGUGUAUUUAGGCUACAGAAAUAAGAUUGCCUCUGCAUGGUAUUAUGACUGAAAAGUAUUUUCUUAUGUUUUUAGAACCUCAAGAAUCUCCUAAAAUGUGAAAGAUUGGAUGCCUCAAUGAACGAAGGACACUGAAGAUUGAGUGGGGGACAUUAAGGGAUACUGUGUGAUUUUAUAAUGUUAUUGUCUAUUUGUAUAAAGUAGUUUCGUGUUGGAUUUCAACUGAUGUACAUUUGUAAUACAGUAGAAGAUUAAAAACAGCAUGUUUUUUUAAUGUGUGC
Paramuricea clavata is the source of this 7008-nucleotide messenger RNA. NCBI's taxonomy places the organism in Eukaryota, Metazoa, Cnidaria, Anthozoa, Malacalcyonacea, Plexauridae. The record is from the annotation of a GenBank genome assembly.